This is a messenger RNA of Grosmannia clavigera kw1407, 1101 nucleotides long. RefSeq lists its product as uncharacterized. The record is from RefSeq and is a predicted model, not a curated record. The transcript has 2 exons. Lineage: Eukaryota; Fungi; Ascomycota; Sordariomycetes; Ophiostomatales; Ophiostomataceae. The coding region runs from base 1 to 1101 and encodes 366 amino acids.
AUGUCGGACGACGAGGCAGACCCGGAGCUGUUGGCGCUGCUGCGGCAGCAUCUGAUGGGCCGACCGGCCGUGGACGAGGACGCCGAGACGGGCGUGCUGGAGGGGGCUGAGUACGUGUGCGACAACGCGAUCGACGUGGCCCUGGACAUGCGGUCGUGCAAGGACGCAGCCGAGACGAUUUACGGCCGGAUGCAGCGUCAGGCCUACUCGACGGCCACCUGGGCCGAGCACGAGCUGCACCCGACGGCACGCGACGCGUCGACGGUCGCCUUCAUCUUCACCAUGGACCUGCUCAACUUCUCCUUCUGGUCCGAGCGGCCGGCGGCCGACCGCUUCGGCAUCGAGUACCGCGGCAAGACCUGGACCGGCUACUGGAGCCUGGUGGCCGCCCUGCAGCGAGCACUCGACGAGGGUGUGCCGAUCACGAGCUCCGACUUCUGGCAGAGCGAGGACGAGUGUGAUAUGGCCCUCAUGCGUCGCGUCUUCCGCUCUGCCACGGACGAGGAGAUGCCCCUGCUGGCCGAACGGCUCGACUGUCUGCGUCAAGCUGGCCGCGUGCUCUACCAAAAGUAUGGCUGCUGCUUCACAAACGUCCUCGCCGCGGCCGACGGCUCGGCUGCCCGCCUCGUCAACAUCCUCGCCCGCGACUUCGCCUGCUUCCGCGACGAGUUCCCCUAUCCUGGCCGUCGUCGCCCCAUCCGCUUCCUUAAGCGCGCACAGAUCCUCGUCGCUGAGCUCUGGGCCUGCUUCCAGGGCACCGGCUACGGCGCCUUCCACGACAUUGACAAACUCACCAUGUUUGCCGACUACCGCGUGCCGCAAAUCCUGCACAGCCUCGGCUGCCUCUACUACAGCCCGCCGCUGCUCACGAUUAUCCGGCAGCAGAAGCCGCUUGCCAGCGGCAGCGAUCUCGAGAUGCAGCUACGAGCCUGCACUAUCUGGUGUGUCGAGCUGAUCCGCAGGGAGAUCGUGCGCAACCACCCCGACGCCAAGAUCAACGCCGUCCUCAUCGACUUCUUUCUCUAUGACACAAUGAAGGAGCUCGAGGCCGCCAGCAAAGACGAGGUCCCGCAUCACAGGACCCGCAGCAUCUGGUACUGA